Molecule: messenger RNA, 639 nt
Organism: Lepisosteus oculatus (spotted gar)
Lineage: Eukaryota; Metazoa; Chordata; Actinopteri; Semionotiformes; Lepisosteidae
Source: RefSeq, a predicted model, not a curated record
CGCAGUGGAUCACUGACCCUGUGUGUUCUAACUUCACGCUUUGAUUUUGACAAGCAGACAAUAUGGUGUGGUUGAGAACAUCGGGGUUUCUUUGUUUUUUGAGACGUUCCUUGAUAAACUUGGAAUUGAGAAUUCUACAGAUCGCGGGGUUUGACAGGAAUUUAGCUCCAGCCUGGGCAGUGGAAGCGCCCUGCCUCCUCCCAGAGCCGCAGUCGCCGCUCGGACAGGCGGAAGACUCCGGUUUCCGCGACAGCGUCUUCUGGAUGGCCGCUCCCAAGAAGCGCCGCACCAUCGAGGUCAACCGCUGCCGCCGGCGAAACCCCGCCAAUCUCAUCCCAGUCAAGGUACUCGCCUUCGCUUCGGUCCCCGAUGUCAAUGACAUGCAAGCGCCCGUGGUGCUGUGGGUGGGUGAUUCUCCACAGCUGCCGGCAAAACGUGAAAGAGUUUAACCGAAGAAUGACAGUGGCCAGCACUCUUCAGAAUUGUGAAUAUCCCAUCAGGUCAUCUUCUCAACAGUCAGGUUGAGACAAUAACCAGAUUUUCACCUUUCAAACAAGGACAAAAGCCUACUAUAAUAACACCAAUGCACUGUGUUAGUUUUGAUCCAUUAAUUUGAUGCUGGCUGAAAUAUUGUAAAAA